AUGACUGAACGAAAAGUCCUUAAUGUUGGUUAUCCUUUUUUUGUAAUAUGCCCAUAGAAAUACUUUCCUCCUGAUUAUGACCCUUCAAAAAUACCAAGACUCAAGAGGGGCAAUAAAGGACGGCAGUUUAAUAUUCGUACAAUGGCACCAUUUAAUAUGCGCUGUACCACCUGCAACGGCUACGUUUAUAAAGCUAAGAAGUUCAACUCACGGAUGGAAGUUGCCGAAGGAGUUGAUUACUUAGGGUUAAGACACUACCGUUUCUACAUACGAUGUCCUACAUGCUGUGCAGAAAUCAUCUGGAGGGUAUUUUGUCUUUUUUAUGAAUAAUAGUCGUAGACUGACUUGGAAUCAAAUGAUUACGUUAUAGAGAGCGGAGCUAAACGAAACUUCGAAGCCUUGAAAACGGCCGAAGAAUUGGAAGCUAAACGGGCUGCUCUUGAAGAAGAGGAGCUUGCUAACAAUCCCAUGAAACUGUUAGAAAAACGAACAAACCAAAGCAAAAACGAAAUGGAAACUGCAGAAGCUCUGGACGACUUAAGAGAACUAAACAAGCGACAAGCUACAGUAGAGACUGACGCCAUGCUCCUGAGGAAUCUCUGGAGAGAAAUAGAGGCCGAAAAGGAGGCAGAAGAAAAGGCCGACGAAGAGCUUAUUAAGUUAGUCCCUGUCUUUCCUGUGACUUUCUAUUUUAAGGGAACUCCUGGCUUCGAAGAACGUUCCACCCACUCAUCCCGACAAUGUAACGUCGGCAGCAGACUCUUCGUCCAUUUCGAAUCAACAGGAUCCACCCACAACGUCGUCAAGCACACAUAACCGGAAGGUUGUCAAUGCUCCUGUAAGUGCUACGCUCUUAAACUUUUGAAUAACCCCUUUUUCACCAACAACGGUUACCUUCCGAACUCUGAUAAGUCGAUUUUAGUUCUCGCUCUGCCUUGGUUUAGCCACAUCGUCAUCAUCAAGACCAGAUUUAGGCUAAGUGACACUGUGGACGAUUCAGGAUUCAGACUGACGCAAAUAAUGGUCCAGUCAUCCAGCGAGGACUUUAGUGAGAUAACUGUCGACAACCUGUGUUUUCUACUGACUAUAUUAUCUCUCGAGCUACACUCGGAAAAUAAAAAUGUAAGCACCAUCUGUCGGCUUCUUUCAGACGAUGGAUGUGUUCUAAUCGCGCACCCGUAAAUUAGAACUGUUUCUACACGGGUCUCCAUUAAUCGUGAUCUGUUGUCACUAGUCCCACGGAAAUUCCAGCAAUUUCUACUUAAUCAGGCGAAGGCGGCCUUCGUCUGGUUUGUCCGACUACCAAUAUCAUACUCGCUUUAUUCGCAUGUCUGAGGUCUUGACCGAAGACUGCAGAUGUUGUCCGCUGAAACAGGAAUUGGCCAUCUAUCGGGACUACAGAUAUCGUCGACUGUGAAAAUCAUGGCGAAAAAUUCUAAUUUCAAGGCCUGGUCUUCACAUGCAUCUAGUCAGAGCCCACUGUAAAGGGACCUAACACUGCAAUGCCCUUAGUGUAGUUAGUAUCCGUAAUACGAGAGCCACGAUCAGGACGAUCUAUCAGCGCUCGCUAAAAACUUAAGUCUAUCACUUGUUUAAACAUAGUCGUCGGACGCCGAAGUUGGCAUAAGGAGACUCAAACUCUUCGCCAUUCGCACAUAUUUUGGUUACUCAACGAAACGAAAUUGCUAAACCUCCGCCCAGCUGCCUCCUACUGUAUGGUAGCCAAUGGCUCUUCGUAGGUGCAUCGCGAAUCCCAUCCUUUGAUUUCAACCAGAAGCGAGGACACGCCCGUUUCGCUGCACGCAUUUUCAUGGACCAACAUCGAAGUAUGCAAAUUAUGCAUGCUCACAACCUUACUUUCGGUCCAAAUUAGGGCCGAUUUCAAACUUUUCUUCAGACUACUUCCAACAAGUCUCUGAAUACGACUAUGUUGGCGUAUCGCUAAUCAUCACUAAACUGGCUUUAUGUUGUUUUUGAUUUCCAUUGCCUUGUCUUGUAGUGUUUUACGUUAGUCGGAAAAAGGGCGCCAUCUUCAUCUCCUUAAUCCAGGAGAUUCGCAUUGUAACAGCUUCGCAGUAUUUCUAUGUUCGAUAGUUCGUCACGAGUGACGUUGCCAGGGGGGGGGAGUGCCGGCAGCGACACACGCGUGGAGUACGUUUAUCAAGUCUCCGAUAUAAAGAAAGAGAUGAGCAUUGUCACAGUGACUAGCCUGAUAUAUCGUCAAUUAUGGCACACGUGAUGGGCACCUCCUGAGUGUUUCAUUACGGUCUGAUUCUCCGUCCCAAAGAAGACCUGGUUAUUUCUCCGGUUAGUAGUCUUCUGAGCCAUGGAAAUUAGGGCUUCCUUGUAGUUUACAUGUCGACCCGAAAUGAAAUCGGGCGUAGUUGCUGACCUGGCGUUGACCCUGGCCGCGCGCAAGACAUGGGUGAUUCUGACGCACCAACGUCGCCGUCUUCUGGAGGUCCAGAGAAUCGUGGGACAAAAGUGAGAGUUAAUUGCACGCGAGAGGCUACUAAGUGGCUUCUUUUUGUGACAUGUGCGUCGACCUAGUCUCACAGCUAUCUCGGUUAGAGCUAAACCAGCACUCUUUCGGUUUUGAAGGUCAGAAAAGUGAUAUUAUCAUCCAUCUUAUCAUGUCCUGGCGGAUUGAUGAGAAGGGAAAGGCGAGUUUCGUGGAUAACUUAUUUAUUCAACCAGACUUAGUAAUGAGUUGUUGAACGCUCUGAAACAUGCCUUAAUUCAAAUCAUAAUCGUUCUGGUGAACCCCGAAUCAUGACUGAACGGUUGCACGUUGGGUGUCUUCUACGUUCCAACUCCUCGUGGGGACCACCCGAGUGUUCCGCUGACCAACGAUUGCGCUACACGCGCGAGAAAAGGCAUUAAGCCUGCUGACUUCCACAGCACAGGCAGAUAACACGCGUGCAAUCCGCAAUCGGCCGGACCUGCUUUUUCCAUUCGUAUUAGGUCGUGACUCUAUCCUGUUUCCGUCCUCCGUAGCAAAUGCCAACCCUACACCGCACGUGCUUUCAGAGGUCCGCUGCCCUGGUGGUCCGUCAGCAGAACCCACGCCGCAUUUUCUUCUACACCUCAAGCUAUGUCAUACCGCUUGUAGCCCGUUUCUCUGCUUCCGCUUAUCCUUUUCACGCUGCGUUUUCGUUAAACACGACCAUUUAUGUCAGUUGAAUGAGUCGACUUCCAUCAGUGGCUCCAUCUGGCCGGUUUAUGCGUCACGGUACCAUCCGAUGGGAUUCGUUUAGUUUCCUCUUCCAUCUACCCUUGUUGGUUGCACAACUCCACAAGUCAAUUUUAGUUGCUUUGGACUGUCUGUAGGACGCAACACUGUCACUUGCGCUUUGUCUUGGAACUGUGGGUCUACAUGUUGACCAUUUCCGAUCAUCGAGAAGUCCUGAUUCUGGUGCAUCACGAGAUCCAAACUGCAAGUCAGUUGAUCAUCGAACGGGGAUCUCGCGGGCCGCAUUUCCUGCUCAUGCCACAUUGGCUAAGAUCGUGAAUAUUCCCUCCUGUUGUGGCGGCGCGACUUCAGUUGCGUACUGAGCAAAACAUCUACCCUCUAAUGUCUGGCUUUGCCCAUAACAUCUUUCCCUCUCCUUCAUUGCUGCAGCGCCCGUCGACGAAUUCGUACGCCAACCAGAUAAGGAGUGCCAUUGUCAGGAAACGUCCAAGCGCUUCCCAGCCGACCAAAAUUCAGGAGAAAAAGGAAAGGUCGACAGAACCCACAAAUUCCUCCAAAACAACAGAAUCCGCAGAUAAGAGGUCACCUGACGCCCAGGCUACCACAUCAGCCUCCAAUAUUUUAGGCCUUGCCUAUUCAGACAACAGUGACAGUGAUUAG
This is a messenger RNA of Spirometra erinaceieuropaei, 3853 nucleotides long. The record is from the annotation of a GenBank genome assembly. NCBI's taxonomy places the organism in Eukaryota, Metazoa, Platyhelminthes, Cestoda, Diphyllobothriidea, Diphyllobothriidae.